Molecule: messenger RNA, 1323 nt
Organism: Capronia coronata CBS 617.96
Lineage: Eukaryota; Fungi; Ascomycota; Eurotiomycetes; Chaetothyriales; Herpotrichiellaceae
Exons: 3
Coding region: 1-1323 (440 amino acids)
Biological process (GO): pyrimidine nucleotide-sugar transmembrane transport
Cellular component (GO): intracellular membrane-bounded organelle; Golgi membrane
Molecular function (GO): pyrimidine nucleotide-sugar transmembrane transporter activity
Source: RefSeq, a predicted model, not a curated record
AUGGCCGCCAAAGGCAUCAUCCCAAUACUGGUGGGAAUGAUGCUAUUGACAGGAUGUGCCAACACCAUCCUCACCAAGUAUCAGGACCAACAAUGUGUUCGAAACUGUGACGACAAGGAUGUCAAGAACCACAAGACAUUCGAGCAGCCCGUCAUCCAGACGGUACAAAUGUUCAUCGGAGAAAUGGGCAGCUGGAUUGUCAUUCUAGGCUUCUACCUCUAUCGCUACUUUGUCCUGCGUUCCAGUGACGCCCCUCUCCUAUAUCAGCCCGUCAACACCGACGAACAAGAGGAGGAUGAUGGUGAUGAUGAGACGCUCCGCCCAUCCUCGCGAGGUGCAGCGAGCCCUGCCUUGAAACCUCUCCUACCUAAUUCCGAAGAUCGAGCACCACUUGGAGGAUGGAAGCUUGUCCUAUUGGGCCUUCCAGCAUGCUGCGACAUCGCCGGGACGACACUGAUGAACGUAGGCCUCUUGUUCGUGGCAGCUUCCAUAUAUCAGAUGACAAGAGGGGCGUUGGUUCUGUUCGUGGGACUGUUCAGCGUCGUAUUCCUGAAAAGAAAGUUGUAUCUCUAUCAUUGGAUAUCACUCAUCAUCGUCGUGCUGGGUGUCGCCCUUGUUGGCCUUUCUGGAGCUAUCUAUUCGGGGGACAAGAAUGCUCCAGGACCCAAACCGGACAGUGUGGAAGCUCUACACGACGCCCUGCUCGCGGCCAGAGAACUCGUUGUUCAGGCCGCAGACCCUGCAGCUGUGCGGACCGUGAUCGGAAUUUGUCUGAUUGCAUUUGCCCAGAUCUUCACUGCAACUCAAUUUUGUUUGGAAGAGUGGAUUCUGGAACAGUACGCCCUGGAGCCACUGAAGGUCGUCGCCUGGGAAGGGCUUUUCGGCUUCCUCGUUACUGUGGUGGCUCAAAUUAUCCUCCACUUCACUGUCGGCAUAUCGAAGAGUGGGAAGCAUGGCUAUUUCGACGCCUCGGAGGGCUACCGACAGGUCUUGACAAACAGAGCAAUCGGUAUCUCCAGUCUAGCCAUUAUGGUCUCCAUUGGCGGCUUCAACUUCUUCGGCCUGUCCGUGACUAGAACGAUUUCGGCCACUUCUCGAUCAAUCAUCGACACUUGUCGGACUUUGUUUAUCUGGAUCGUCUCUCUGGGACUUGGCUGGGAGUCGUUCAAAUGGCUUCAGGUGGUCGGCUUUGCAUUGCUUGUCUAUGGUACAUUCAUGUUCAAUGAUCUUAUCAGGCCACCCAUCAAGGCGCUUCUGCCCGGGCGUCAAGAACUAGAAGGCCGGGGCGAACUCUUGCCAGAAGAGCCGAUCGAGCAUAUAUAA